This is a messenger RNA of Triticum aestivum (bread wheat), 1965 nucleotides long. RefSeq lists its product as uncharacterized. The coding region runs from base 96 to 1049 and encodes 317 amino acids. The record is from RefSeq and is a predicted model, not a curated record. The transcript has a single exon. Lineage: Eukaryota; Viridiplantae; Streptophyta; Magnoliopsida; Poales; Poaceae.
CUCAUCCCCGGACGAUACGCAUCGUCGUCGCUAUCAAUCCCCAAUUCCAGUCGCCGCCGCCGCCCGCUCGCCCGCCGUACGUCCCGCGCGCCGCCAUGCCAGACCCCUUUGCCGCCGCCGCUUUCAGGCGGUCGUCCCGUCGCCCCUGGGUGCUCACCGACUCGAAGUGCCACAUCGGCGACCGCGACAACGCAACAACCGCCCACGGCGUCACGAGCCAAAGCGGCGACAUCAAGGUGACCUUCGAGCUCGCGGACCCGCCCGGCGUCUCUCGCUGCUUCGUGCACUGCCCCGGUCUGGCGGAUGGCUGCUACGGCGGAGAUCCCCUGGUUCUGAGCUCGGCGGACGCGUUCGUGCUUCUCGUCGUCCCCUUCACCGAAGGCUCCAGGCGCAGGGAGUACAAGGAUUUCUUCGUCUACAGGGCAGGUCCAGGGGCUCCAUCGCUCAGCCUUCUCCCCGCCCCCUACCGCUACCCUGACUACAUCAGGCUGACCGGCGUCGUGCCCCUCGGCGGCUCCGAUCUCAACAGCAAAGACUACGCCGUGGUCUUCCCCCUCGUCUGGCGAUCGCGACACACCAAAGACUCUACCAGCAGGAAGUGCAUCGAUCUCCGCGUGUAUUGCUCCGAUAACUCUGCGUCGCCGUGGCGCUACACCUACAAGAUGGCCAGCAUCGCCAUGGACACCAAGAUAUACCAACAUCACGAAGUGAUGUGGCACCAAGGCACCAGAGUGAUCUUCGCCGGGGCAGGAACACUUGGCUGGGUCAAUCAUUGGCAUGGCAUUCUGCUAUGCAACGUGCUGGACAACAAUCCGGUCAUGUGUUUGAUCCAAUGGCCCGUUCCGAUCCCUUGCGAUCUGGUGUCGCGGUUUGGCAUAGGAGUCGAUGAUAUCUACCCCCGUCUGUUCCGUGUAGUCGCUAUAAGCAAUGGUGUGAUCAGGUUCGUCGAGCUGAAAUCUUGUGGGUGUACUGAUACCAUGGACGGUCACCACAUGGAAUUGGGACAUCCGCUCAAAGAAGUGGCACAAGAGGUUCACUGUCAAGGCUGAUAACGUGCCUGUCACUGGUUCAUGUUUCCCUAAGGUAUCAGGUGGCAAGAGGUUGAGCUGGGACAAGGUGGUUCACGGUGGGCCCACUCUUAGCUUGUGUGACGAUGAUGUUGUCUACAUCAUGGCUAGACUGGACAUCCGGCCGCCGGUUGCAUGGAUGCUUGCCAUUAACAUUAGAGAGGAAACACUGGAGGCGGCCAAGCAGUGUUCUGCUGAGAAGAUGCUCGGUCUUGAACCGACUUAUGUUCAGUGUGCCUUGUCCAACUACAUCAAGCAGUGGAGAAGGUGAUGAGGAAGGGGACACUGGAGAAAACACUUAUCUUGUCUACUGUUGUUGUUAAUCUUGUUAUGUCAGGUUGUUUUCCUUACUCUGAAUAUCUGAAUAAUGGCUAGAGACACGCUGUCUUCGUGCAGCGGCAGAAUAGGUCUGGGAUUUUACCCUUUUCUGUUUUGUUUGUUCCUGGCCACAAACAGUUCGUGGGAUGGCACGGGAUCAAUGGAUCUUUCGCAGCCAGUUUGUCAUUUUCGUGUAUAAAAGGAAGAAAGCAAAAAUGAUGCAGGUUGAACGCGUCGCAAAAAUCCUACUGUCUCCUGCGUCGAGUGUGUUCCCUGUCGACUCUACUCACCGACUCUGGCUAAUAUGCCCAUAGGACAAAUGUAUGUAAACUGGAUGAAUUGUUGCUGAUAAAAUAGGCACUUAUUAUGCUGCUGGAUGAAGAAAACUAUUACACAAUAACCUUUCCCGGCCUUGUUGGGUGAUACGUUUUCAAGCAUAUAGAUAUUAAAGAAAAAGAUGUGCUUAAACUCAUUUGGUUUGAGGACUGGAUGUGCAAGCCUACGAGUUGGGUCAAGUGAUUACAGACGUUAAUUUUGAUUCCAAUUUAUGCUGCAAGGCUUUCUGUAUUGUAUCUGAAAA